CCAUUUCACCUCCUGUUUGGAGACAAACUGUACAGGGCCGCUUGCCCCGGGAAAGCAUAAGGGACGCAGCCCGGGUCUGUGCUCUGCCCCUGCAGGACAGCUCUGCGGAUCCGUCCAGGGGCUCAGCUCCAGCCCGGGCUAGGUGGGCAAACGGCCGUCCGGUACCAGAGCCCUGACAGAUGUUCGCUGACGCCCCCUCACGCCGCUGCGGGACCCGGGAGACCUGCUCGCCUUUGCGCACCCCCGCGGCAGCCUGCAGGCAACUGGGGGCGGGGACGGUGCCCGUCGCCCCCCACUCGCUCGCACCUGCGCGCCACUCCCGACUCGGUGGCCCUGCGGCAUCCACCACCAGGACUCUGUCCCGAACCACCAGGCGAGUUCGGCGGGCAAGGGUUGUCCCCACUCCCCGCGUCCCAGCCGGGUCGGAGGUCGCUGCGCCCCGGAGCUCUCGCCGUGGCGCACGCGCGCGCUUUGCUGCCAACUUCGGUGGGCGAGCCCGCGUCGGGGGGACGCAGUCGGGGGGACGCAGUCGGCGGCGGCCGCUUCCACGAGACGCCACCGCGCGGGAGCCGCUCCCAGUAUCUGGCCUCAGUUUCCCCCGCGGCGUACACGGGUGCGCGCGAGAAGUUCGUUCCUCCUCACAGACUUGUCUGAAGCUGCAGACUCGGCUCGGCAGACGCGGGUGGCCAUGGUGCCCGGACCUGCCCACUAGCUGCCUACCAUGUCUCGAGAGGCAGGAUCAUGCCGUGUGGGCGCAGGGGCCAGAGUGCGGUCACGGAAGCCCAAGAAACCACACUACAUCCCUCGGCCCUGGGGCAAGCCAUACAACUACAAGUGCUUCCAGUGCCCCUUCACCUGCCUGGAGAAGUCACACCUAUACAACCACAUGAAGUAUAGCCUCUGCAAAGACUCCCUCUCUCUGCUGCUGGACUCCCCUGACUGGACAUGCCGCCGUGCACCCGCUUCUCCUAGGCCCCGGGUGCCCACUCCUGACUGCCCCAGGGAUCCUCCAGGCCCUAAUAUACAGCCCCCUGUGCCCAAUCUUGUCACUGACAGCCUCUCCCGGAACCACUGUGGUGGGGGCGCCAACCCUGGGGCUGUGGGGUCACCAGGGCCACUGCCCCCUUUGACCAGGGCCUCCCGGAAGGGUCCAGGCCCCUCUGGGCUCCUGGUAGAGUCAUGGAAGCCAGGGCUGGGUGGUGGCCCAAGGAGCACGGCCCUGGGGGGUGCGGGGGCCAUGGCCUCAGCAGGUUCUGAGGCCAGUGUCCCCUGCUACCCACCUCCUCCUCCAGGUGACUUCCCCGAGUCCCACAGCCUCCACUUGUCUCUGCUGGGUGUCAACUACCCUCUCAGCCCAGGUCUCUUCUCCUACCUGGGGCCCUCACUGGCUGCUGCUGCUCACGUGCCCUUCCUGGCCUCUGCUAGCCCCCUGCUGCCCCCAGCUACUGCCAUGCCAUCCCAGCAGCCCCCCGAGCGCCAGGCCCUGGCCCCCCGCCUAUAUUACCCACUACUGCUGGAACACAGAGUAGGUCUGCCCCCAGGCAGGGCAGCCCAGGCCAAGCCCUCUGUACCCACUAAGGGGCCCCCUGGGACUCUGGCUCCUGAGCUGCUGAAGCUGCCCAUUCCAGGGCUGGCCCGGACCUGGGUCCACAGCACCCCCAAGGACCCAGGGCAGGAGGGAGAUUUGGAGGAAGCUGUCCAGAGUGACCACCACAGAAGGCUACCUCCAGGAAGCAGGCUGGAGCUCCAGAAGGCUUCCUCACACCUGGCAAAAUUCUAUCCCCAGAGCAGCCUGUCGACUGGCUCUUCCCUGAUGCUCUGGCCUGAGGACAAGGAGCUGGGUGACCCUGAGGCCCCAGGCCUAGAGGUCCCCCUCUCCCAGAAGCCACAGGGCCUGGUGCUGGGCAGCCCAGGGCCUGUGGGAAAGGACCUGACCCGGGCUCUGGGCGACUAUGCCAGGGUGGAGCAAUGCCUGGGGCAGCUGGCCCCAGCUGGAGGCCUGGUCCCCCGACCGCUUCGGGAGCAGCUGGGUAAGAUCCGCCGUGAGCUACUGACCAUUCACCAGGCCCUGGAACGGGCAGCACAGCCACCAGACACACCUCUGGACCUCUCUGUGAAACGAGUGGCCACCAAGGGACCUGAGGCCACAGCAGGGGCCUGGGGUCUGCCUGAGCUGGGCCCCACGCUGGCCGGGGGGCCCUCCGAGAACCCCAGCAUGCUGGGCCCUGCAGCGCCUCAGCCCUUCUCUGGCCACACCACCAAGUGCGAGGCUGACUCCAGUGUCCCACCCCCUGGGCUGCCCCUCCAGGGCCCCGAGGACCCUGUUAUUCCUGGCAGUGGCUGGGGGACCCGCAUCAGGGCUGGGGGCUCCCAGACCCCUAAGGAUGUCCCUGGCCUGCAGAGUCCCCCAAGUGCUGAGGUCUGAACAUAGCCCCCUUAGAGUGCUGACUCUGCUCCCCAAUCCUAGCCCCACUCUCUGGGCCUGUCCAGCCUCAGUGUGCAUGUGGACAGACCCCAAAGUCCAUGGUGAGGCUUGUUUCUGGGGCCACAUGGGAAUAGUUGGGUCAUGGUUAUUUAUUGAUCACAGUUGUGAAUAUUAAAGUGGAAGUCACCU
This is a messenger RNA of Chinchilla lanigera (long-tailed chinchilla), 2614 nucleotides long. It is a transcript of the gene Prr35, whose product is annotated as proline rich 35. The record is from RefSeq and is a predicted model, not a curated record. The transcript is spliced from 3 exons. Lineage: Eukaryota; Metazoa; Chordata; Mammalia; Rodentia; Chinchillidae. Bases 722 to 2425 code for a protein of 567 amino acids.